CAAUACUGAGAAUUCUGGAAGGGUGGCUUUGUACGUGGGAUGCGCUUAUUAAGAGAGUGUAAUAAAUUAAAUACGUGGCAUUUCAUUACAAGCUCGUGAGCUUGUAUUAAAACGCAAAUGUGUCCUACAAGAAUGGAAAUUUUUGCCUCUCUGAGCACCGACACGGGAGUAGUCGUGUGUUCGAAUCUCAUCUUGGUAACUAUUUUUACUUUUUUUUUCUUUUUACUAUCUCGCCCGCGAGGACGUGUUUACAGACUGACCUAACGAAAAUUGAAAUUUCGAGAAAUUUUCUAUCAAUAUUAUUGCCUAUCCGAAUAGCAAAAUAUGUCGUGUCUAACUUCAGCUUUUUAUAAACUUUUUUGGCGAGGUUGUUUGCGUAUAUCAUACGUCUUGUUUUGUCUUAAAAGCAGGCUCUCAAUAGAAUGUAUGUGUACUAUCCAGUGACAAGAACAAAUUUGGACAAUUGGGAGAGGGCGGUUGGAGGGGGAAGGGUGGUAGGAGAGGAGGGGGUGGAAAAAGCAUGGUACUUCAGUAAAAAGCAUUUAUGGUUAUUUAUUUAAUUAAAGGCAUGGUUUUCAGACCACUUACAUCAAACCAAAUUUAACUGACAAAUGAGUUAAAUGCUUGGCUACUCCCAGUAAGGCAAUAUGAAAUGAGGGAAGGGGUUUGGAAAAAUAUCCAAAAAUUAACAAUCGGGGAAGCGGGGAUGGGGUAAAAUUCCGCACUUUAGAGUGUUUACUCGCCGGGAUAUUGAUCCAACUUAUUUGGCUUGCCAGUUUACUAUCAAUCAAUGUUUUCACACGAUAAAUCAACACUCUCGACUACGUUAGCAUCAAAUUUCAAGCAUUAGAAUAGUGAACAUUUUCAAUGGCUUUUUUUAGCUCUUAUCUCAUGCAUAAAGAUACUUUGUUAUACAGAGGAAUAAAAUAGGUUUUAAACGCUAAUGGAGAAACUUAUUGUCGGACUUUUUAUUAAACUGACCAGGCUUAAUUGAAAAAGGCAAUUAUAUCACAUUUGACGCGUAACAUGUGGUUGGAAACGUUUCUAAAUGACGCCAUUAUGAAACAAGUCUUGCGCGUGAAAUAUACUUCUGUGUAUUUGAGGUCGAGGUCGCUGACUUUCGUGAAAACAUCAUGGCGGCUCAUUCUUAAUUGUACUUGAGAACAAAAACAUACAUUUUUGUAAUUCUGUCUUAAUUUUAAUAACAAGUAAAUAGUUCUUUUAUUCGUUUUAAAUUGGUAUUUAACUAACAGUCAGGGUUAAUACGUUCAACAUCCUGUAUAUAAAGAAGAGAAAGAUUUAAUUCAUCUCGGUAUUUGCAUAUUGUAAGCAGUUUGUUAUCGUUAUCAAAAUAUGGGCUUGAUGCAACAGCAGAAGCAUGGUGUGCAGUUAUCAAUCUUGAAGAGUCAUAUAGAAACAGCAGCUCUUGCUUGUGUCAUACCAACUCGAAGAUUUGACAGCAGUCUUAAAGAAGAAUUCUAUAGCACCCACGCAUUGAAUACUAUUUCUGAAACAAAAGAUCAAUACAGUGUUUGGAAAAAAAUCGAAAGAAAGUGCAGAGAUGUGCUGAAAAGUAACAAAAUACGAAAAGCUGCUAGCAUGCCGAUGUUACUUCCUUCUCAGUGGUCAACAAAAAAGAAGAGUCCUGCUGUUAGAAUCAUUUCUCUUCCACCUAAUGACUGCAAGGAACAGGAUACGUGUGAAAACUUCGACAAUGCGCAUGAAUGUAACAGGACAAUGAAUUUUGUGUUGACGCAAUACUUUGUAGGCUGGAAAGUGUGAACACAGUAGAACAACUUCAUCCCCAGGACUUUUCUCUCUCACAGGAUCUGUGCUUACCUGUCGAUUAGUGCAGCACCCGUAAGAAAAUCAAAACCAUGAAGACGAGGCUGAAAGUUGUAUUUAAAAGGAAGUGUACAGAUUAUACCUGAGAUUUUCGCGAGGAUGUAAAUUCUUAUUAUCUUACAGCUUGUAAAGAAAUUUUGUAAAUAUGUAAAUUUUUAGAAAUAUUAACUUAAAAGAUACCUGUUCGCCUAUAUCAGAAAAACCUG
Molecule: messenger RNA, 2051 nt
Organism: Hydractinia symbiolongicarpus
Lineage: Eukaryota; Metazoa; Cnidaria; Hydrozoa; Anthoathecata; Hydractiniidae
Exons: 2
Coding region: 1354-1782 (142 amino acids)
Source: RefSeq, a predicted model, not a curated record